UAACUUGACCCUGUCUCUCACUCUCUUCUUGCCCUCCCCCCUUUUCCAGAUAAGCUAUAUAAGAUACAAGCAUUUCAUAUCAAGUAUAUUAUUUGAUUAUAAAACUACUCCAUCAAGUCUCUUGCCUGGUCUACAGCGUCUACUUCUUGGUAUACUGACAGCUGUUAUCUAUUCACAGUUUAAUAAAUAUUUUCCAUUGAGUGGAAUAUUAUCAGAAGAGUAUCAGGCAAGGAGCUUGCUGUCUAAGCUUCUCAUAAUGAUAAUAACUGGAAAGCUGGCAUUGUGGCGUUACAUGGCAGUCUGGACCUUUGCU
This is a messenger RNA of Amphimedon queenslandica, 313 nucleotides long. Its product is annotated as lysophospholipid acyltransferase 5-like. The record is from RefSeq and is a predicted model, not a curated record. Lineage: Eukaryota; Metazoa; Porifera; Demospongiae; Haplosclerida; Niphatidae. Gene Ontology annotation, biological process: lipid modification. The transcript is spliced from 4 exons. Gene Ontology annotation, molecular function: acyltransferase activity. The annotation marks the transcript as partial. Gene Ontology annotation, cellular component: membrane.